This is a messenger RNA of Microthlaspi erraticum, 672 nucleotides long. Lineage: Eukaryota; Viridiplantae; Streptophyta; Magnoliopsida; Brassicales; Brassicaceae. The record is from the annotation of a GenBank genome assembly.
AUGAAGAAGCCUACUUUGUCUUUCAUCAUUCUCACCGUUACCGUCUUGACCGCAGCUUCAGCAGCCGAUGAUGUAUCCAGCCAAGUCCUAGACAUAGCAGGGCAUCCGGUUCAGUCCAAUGUCCAAUACUACAUCAUACCGGCUAAAACCGGAACCGGAGGUGGUCUUAUCCCUUCGAGCCGGAACUCAAAAACAGAUGACUUGUGUCUCAAUCUAGACAUUGUCCAGUCAUCGUCUCCUUUCGUCCCUGGCCUUCCCGUGACUUUCUCUCCACUCAACACCAAAACAAAGCUCGUCCAGCUCUCAACUAGUCUCAGCCUCGAGUUUGAUUACACGGUUUGGUUAUGCCCUGAAUCCAAAGUGUGGAGAAUCGACCAUUCUGUGCAAUUGAGGAAGAGCUUUGUAAGCAUUGGUGGCGAGAAAGGAAAAGGGAAUAGCUUGUUUCAGAUUCAUAAAGAUCAUGGAGAUGCUUACAAGCUUAUGUAUUGUCCGAUUAACUCCACUUCAUCGUGUAUCAAUGUGGGUUUGGAGAUAGAUGAUGGUCUUGGUGUUCGAAGAUUGGUUCUUAGCAGUGAUGGAUCUUUUGUUGUUAAGUUUCAAAAGGCUUAUGAUGAUUCAAACAACAAAUCUCAUCCUAAGUCUAACUCGUGGAUGUUGUUCCCUUUUUCCUAA